Molecule: messenger RNA, 3404 nt
Organism: Caenorhabditis elegans
Lineage: Eukaryota; Metazoa; Nematoda; Chromadorea; Rhabditida; Rhabditidae
Gene: xpo-3
Product: Exportin-T
Exons: 12
Coding region: 1-2853 (950 amino acids)
Biological process (GO): tRNA export from nucleus; tRNA re-export from nucleus
Cellular component (GO): nucleus; cytoplasm
Molecular function (GO): small GTPase binding; tRNA binding
Source: RefSeq, marked reviewed
AUGUUCGGAACAAAUGGAAACGCUGGAAUCGCAGUAACUGAUCCAACAAAGCAAGCGGAGAUUUAUCGAGCGUUGGAAUCGCUGAAAAAAGACGAAUCGGGAUGGAAGAAAUCUGUGGAUUCGUUCAUUGGACCUCAUAAACCAUCUCCAGAAGAGCAAUUUCUCUUGUUGCAAGUUAUAGAAGAUUAUCUUAACAAAAGAUAUCAUUCAUCGUCACAAGGAGAUGUUUCUGUUAUCAGGACAUUUUUGCUUCAUUAUACUAAAAAUUCUCGGAGCUCAACAGUCGAUCAACCCGCGUUUCUCACUAACAAAAUGGCUCACAUCUUCUCAUUGGUGUUUGCCGCAGAUUUCCCUGAACGAUGGUCCAGUUUCUUCAAUGAUCUCUUCUUCUCGGACAAUAUCAACGAUCGCAAAGUCGCUUUUUUCUAUUUGAAAGUUCUGCUUGCAAUUGAUACAGAAGUCGUGAAUCGAGAUAUUCAGAGAUCGAAAAAUGAAAGUGAUCGAAACAUUAAAAUAAAAGAUGCUAUGAGGGAGAUUUGUAUCAAUGAAAUCGCUAAAAGUUGGUUGACUAUCGCAAAUGCACUUCCAGAAGACAACGUCAUUCAGUGUCUUGUUCUGGAUAAUAUUGCCUCAUACGUUGAUUGGAUUGAGUUGGAUCUUGUAGCCAACGACUACGUCAUGCCUCUCAUUAUCUCAAAAUUCCAGAAUCCAGCAACUUCAGAGUCAGCUACUGCAGCAGUUUGCAGCCUACUUGAAAAAGGAAUGCCAGCAGAAAAGAAAGUUGGAUUAACACUGACAAUUAUGACUGUAUUGCGGAGUAACGGAUUGCUAACAGUGAAUGAUAACAAUGACGAAGAAGAAGUAACACGUGUAGGAUCAUUGGUUAAUACUCUUGGAUUAGUUCUUCUGGAUGUUCAAAACAAAUUAUGCGCCAGUUCGAUCCUGGAAAAAGAACAAGAAUGCUGUGUACAGGAGAUGGCAGGUCUUGCAGAACCAGCACUUGUUGUUUUGAAUAACGAGGAUCCAGACUUGAGUUGUAUGUGCAUCGAUUACAUCCGAGCUUAUUGCUCGUUCUUGUUAAAGUUUCACCCAAAUGAAACGAAUUUCAUUGAAAAAGUUAUUCGGGCUGGUCUCCAACGAUAUGUGAUGAACGACGACAUGACGGUUGGUGGUGAUGGAGAAGAUGAAGUUGAAUUUCAAGAAUUUCGACGAGAACUCCGUUCAAUGCUUAAUGUAAUCGGUUUAAAACGUCCCGAAGCUAUCAUAAACGCUGUAGAACCAUGGACUGCUGAAGUUACGUCCGGUGGAUCUUCUAUUCCUGUGAAUAGAAUUGAAGCUCUUCUUAAUGUAAUCUUCCAUCUACACGAAAUUAUUCCCAGCAACAUGCUUCAAAGUCCACGAGAGGGAAUUUCUCAACGAGCAGCACGACUACCAAUUGUUAUACUUGAAGGAUUGGUAUUAGAUGGAAGAUGUCCAGCAAUUCACGUUCUCUACUUUGAACUUGCAUGUAGAUAUGAACGUCUUCUUGUUUUACAACCUCAGCCUGUUGUUAUUCCACAUAUUGCUGCAGCUUUUCUAGAUCAACGUGGAAUAUCGAUUUCAUCUGCAAAUGUUCGAACAAGAAUCGUCUAUCUCUUUUGUCGAUUUGUGAAAUCUCAUAAAACAGUUCUUGGACCACUUGUAUCAGAAGUUAUUACUCGACUUGCCCCUCUCCUCGCAGUUUCUCCACAAGCAGAUACAAAUCAAUUGCUUUCUCCUGAAGAUCAAGGAUAUAUUUUUGAAGCAACAGCUACACUUAUCGUUUUUGGUGAUUUGACAUCUGAAAUGAAAUCUCAAUACGUCGGAGAACUUGCAUCUACUUUGGCAAUGAAGUUUGAAAAUGGUCUUGUCGAAUUAAAUACGGCUAGAGCUAGAAAAGCAGACGAAGAAACAAUUCAAGCAAUUCUUCAGUUUAUGUCGAAUAUUAUUGGAUACAGUAGUCGAAUGUCAAAAGCUUUUAACAAUGCACAAUCUAUGAAAGCUUGCAACUGUAUCGAUAUCUACUUGAGGUUGAUCAAGCUUUAUCUUGAAACUCUUUCACCACAAAAUGCAUUCCUGCUCGAAUCGACAAGACAAUUUGCUCACAGGCUUGUAGUCUCAAUGGAGAACGAGUUGAUGCCAUAUAUGAAUGGAAUAUUUGAUAAAUUGGCGUUAGUUUCUACUGAUCUGGAUUCAAUGCAUCAUUUGCUCAUUUUCUGUCAUCAAACUGUUGCAAAGUAUAAGAAAGCGAUGCUAACAAGUGGAGUUGAUUUGGGAAAUGUUCUAGCGAUUGCUGCGAGAGCAUCACUUCAGGAACAAGAAAACAAUAUUCCAGCUAAAGAUGAUAGUCAACGAGCUCUACUUUAUGUCCAACGUGCAUUCGUUCAGCUAUUAUACACUGUCAUUGCAAGUGAUUGUACUCCUGCUCUAAAUACAACACCCGGACUUUUGGAUCAUGUACUUGAAUCAGCUGCUCGUCUAGCUCUGUCAUCAGAUCAAACUGCUCAAAAGGUCGCUCUAUCAUGUCUGGCAAAAAUCUCUCUGAUAACUCCAUCAUGGUCUGCAAGAACACUUCGUGUAGCACUUGAAAUUCCUUCACUUUCCCAUAUUACCCCAUCAGAUGCUGGAAGCACAUUGGUUGUUCAUGAAGUGUGUGCUACAUUAACCAGUCUACAUCAAUCUGAUCCGGAUGGAUUUACACGAGCACUCAGAGAGCUUGUUCCCAAUGGAUUCUCAGAUCAACUACUGUCAGCAUUAACCAAUUUGAAAGGAAAGAAUCUAGAUAAACAGGUAAUGAAUCUGUAUUCUUCGCUUCGAAAUCAAAGUGCUCAAUAAUUCAAUUUCAACCAUCUCCCUGGUGCCCUUUUCUCGCCGUCAUAUUCACCAUUUUUCUUUUUUCCUCGUAAUUUGUAAAUCAAUUGUUUUUUUUGUUAUUGCGCUCAAUGUUUUCAUAUUUCCAAUUUUUCGCUUAAAUGUUCUUAGAAUUGGAUCAAGUUGUUGUUAAUCUUAUUCCCCUUACCCGUAUUCUGAUGGUUUUUUGUUUGUUCGCUGUUCAACUUUUUCCUUCACAAUUCCUAAGUGCCCUUUUUGAAAAUUCUAUUGAAAUUUGCAGACUUGACGUUAUUCGGGUGUUUUUCUCUUUCUAUACUCAACAAAUUAUGUUCCUUCCUUUUAACAUCAUCAUCAACAUCAUCAUCAAUGCUCCCAAAAACGUUUAAUGUCACCCAUUUUAUUCACUUCUAGAUUCUUUUCCCGUUUUGUCAUACACGACAAAAUUGGGUUUUCAUUUGACUUGCAGUAGCUCUUUCAUUUUUUUUUCAAUUUGACACUGUUUAAUGGUACUGAAUGAAAAACUGGUAUAUAAAAAAGUUUUUAUAUUUAAAAAA